Callithrix jacchus (white-tufted-ear marmoset) is the source of this 9697-nucleotide messenger RNA. The record is from RefSeq and is a predicted model, not a curated record. NCBI's taxonomy places the organism in Eukaryota, Metazoa, Chordata, Mammalia, Primates, Cebidae.
GUGAGGUUUUAAAAGCUGGUGAUGAUUGGAAAUGGAAUGCCAGUUUUUUCUCCUCGCUUGCUAAAAGCGUUAUUUUCCCAGCCAGGUGGAAAUCUUGAAAGUCUAGCUGUUAGGUAAAGGAACAUGUUUUUUUUUCCUCAAGAUGGAGGAAAUCAAGUUUGGUUUUUUUUGUUUUUUUUUUUUUUAAAGAUGGGGUUUCACCAUGAUGGCCAGGCUGGUCUUGAACUCCUGACCUCAGGUGAUCCACCCACCUUGGCCUCUCAAGAUGCUAGGAUUAUAGGCGUGAGCCACCGCGCCCAGCCAGAAAUCAAGUAUGUACACAACAUGUGGCUACUUUUUUUUUUUUUGAGGCUGAGUUUCGCCCUUGUUACCAGGCUGGAGUGCAAUGGCGCAAUCUUGGCUGACCGCCACCUCUGCCUCCUGGGUUCAGGCAAUUCUCCUGCCUCAGCUUCCCGAGUAGCUGGGACUACAGGCGUGCGCCACCAUGCCCAGCUAAUUUUUUAUAUUUUUAGUAGAGAUGGGGUUUCACCAUGUUGACCAGGAUGGUCUUGAUCUCUUGACCUCAUGAUCCACCCGCCUCGGCCUCCCAAAGUGCUGGGAUUACAGGCGUGAGCCACCGCGCCCGGCCCAUGUGGCUACUUUUGUACUGCUUGUGUGCAAAGGAAAUUCUGGGUGCCCCUCGUGGCAGGGAGGGCUGCUGCCUCCUGAGAAGCGGAUCCUGAUUUUGGGGAGGUGCUGCUUUAGUUUGCUGCUGGGUAGUGUUAAACGGACUUCUGCAGAUGAGCUGGCAGGGAAGGUGUAGGGCAUGAAUGCAUGCUUCAGAAACCUGGCUGGCUUUGUAAGGGCCUGCUAAGGCAGAGCUCGCCCGCCUGCAGAUGGGAGCAUUGUCCAGUGGUGUGGGGACGGGCCCACCGCUACACUUUAGUAAGGUGACCAGGUGCUGUUGAGGUGGGUGCCUGGAGUAACUGCUGCUUCAGCUGCUUCCUACCCAAGAGGACGUGCUAGAGAGGUCUGGUGUUUUGGAGACAGGAUUUCCCUCUGCCACCCAGAUGGGUGCAGUGGCACAAUCAGCUCCCUGCAGCCUGAACCUCCCCAGCCUCCUCCCACCUCAGCCUCCUGAGUAGCUGGUACUAAUACUGCACUAAAUUUUUUUUUUUUAAUUAGUGGGGUAUGGGCCAACUCCAAAAAUGAUGGAGUUGGGGAAAAAGCCCCACCUCAGUGCACUGGCAUUGAUGCACCUGAAAUGAACCGUCUAGGCUUUUCUGUUUGGUGGUGGUGGGUUUUGUUGUUGUUUGGAGACAGGUUGUCACUCGUUGCCCAGGCUGGAGCUCAGUGACAUGAUCUCAGCUCUCGCUAUGUUGCCCAGGCUGGAGUGCAGUGGCUAUUCACAGGCACAAUCCCACUACUGAUCAGCACGGGAGUUUUGACCUGCUCCAUGUCCGACCUGGACCGGUUCACCCCUCCUUAGGCAACUUGGUGGGCCCCGCUCCCGGGACGUCACCAUAUUGAUGCCGAACUUAGUGCGGACACCUGAUCGGCAUAGCGCACAACAGCCCAGAACUCCCGGGCUCAAGAGAUCCGCCCGCCUCAGCCUCCCAAGUAGCCGGGACUACAGGCACGCGCCGCCGCGACCGGCUAAAUUUUUUUUUAAUCAUCUGGGGGUCUUUCAUUUUUUUAACAACUAUUAUGCCAUGAAUUCAUAGGGAAGAGGUUCCACCAGCUCAGGCCCCUUCCCAUUGGUCGAUUCUCUGGUUGGGGCAGGCUGGGGCUUCAUUUGAACCCAUGUACCUUUCUCUUUGGCUUCUUUUUCUGAUCAUUUUCCUUCCUGCAUUUAAGAAAGCGAUCUCAGCUCUUAGAGGCUCAAUCCACACAGUAAUUCUCUUGGCAGGAAUCUUGCCCUUGUUUGUUUCCAACAAUGCCAGCGGCAUGCUGGGUGACUCUGUGGACUUCGGGUUUUGCCCUGGUCACUUGGGGGGCGUCCUUUGUGAACAGUGCCCAUUCCCUUGAUGUCUGCAAUAUCUUUCUUACAGAUUGGCAUACACAUGGGCAAAGGAACAACUUGUGUUUUCUGAUGGGCCUAGAGAACAUGUAUCGGGUGCCUCCACUUUCCCUUUGUGUCGGGCAUUCUGGUGAAUGACUGGAAGACGGCAGUUUCGGCCAAAAGGCUGCUUUUUUUUUUGUAAAUGGAGUCUUGCUCUGUCACCCAGUCUGGAGUCCAGUGGUGCGAUCUUGGCUCACUACAACCUCCGCCUCCUGGGUUCAAAUGAUUCUCGUGCCUCAGCCUCCCGAGUAGCUGGGAUUACAGGUGCCCACCACUAUGCCAAGCUAAUUUUUAUAUUUUUAGUCGAGACGGGGUUUCACCAUGUUGGCCAGGCUAGUCUCGAACUCCUGACCUCAGUUGAUCUUCCUGCCUAGGCCUCCCAAAGUGCUGGAAUUGUAGGCGUGAGCCGCCGCACCUGGCCCAUGCCCCACUAAUUUUUAAAAAUUCUUUGUAGAGAUGGGGGUGUCACUGCGUGCCCCAGGCUGGUCUGGAACUCUUGGCCUAAGCUUCCUCCCACUACGGCAACCUCCGCCUCAUGGGUUCCAGCGAUUCUCCUGCCUCAGCCUCCCAAAGUGCUGUGAUUACAGAUGCGAGCCACCUCACCAGGCCAAAUUUCUUUCUCUGGGUGUCUACCCAGCAGUGGGAGUGCUGGGUCACAUGGUAAGCUCAACAUUUAGUUUUGUGAGGACCCUCCAAACUGUUUUCCAUAGUGGGGUUGGUAAUUUAUAUCCCCACCAAUAGGGCACAGGGUUCCCUCUCCACACUCCGCAUGUUACUUAUGUCACAGUUUAAAAAAUAAUACACCAAAAAUGAUGGAGUUGGGGAAAAAGCCCCGCCUCAGUGCACUGGCAUCGAUGCACCUGAAAUGAACCGUCUAGGCUUUUCUGUUUGGUGGUGGUGGGUUUUGUUGUUGUUUGGAGACAGGGUGUCACUCCGUUGCCCAGGCUGGAGCUCAGUGACAUGAUCUCAGCUCACUGCAGCCACCUCCCAGGUUCAGGCCUCAGCCUCCCGAGUAGUUGGGAUUUACAGGCGCAGCCGUGCAUUGAAAGUAAUGGUAAAAACCACAGUUACUGUCGUGCCUAACCUAAUACCAUCCCCACCAGUGUCCUCCAGCCUCACCGCCCUUGUGGUUAAGCUUUCUCUCAGCAACUGUCUAAAAGUUUUUCAUUUAUCCAAUAAUUCUGCCAAGGGCUGCAAGCACUGGGCUUUUGUUUUCUGCAGCAUGAGCAGUUCUGCUCUCAAAAGGGAAGGAGGACCAGGUAUGGUGGCUCAAGCACUUUGGGAGGCCCAGGCGGGUAGAUCACGAGGUCAGGAGUUCAAGACCAGCCUGACCAACAUGGAGAAACUCUGUCUCUACUAAAAAUACAAAAUAGCCAGGUGUGGUGGUACAUGCCUGUAAUCCCAGCUACUUGUUCUUGGGAGGCUGAGGCAGGAGAAUCGCUGGAACUGAGGAGGUGGAGGUUGCAGUGAGUCGAGAUCUCGCCAUUGCACUCCAACCUGGGCAAUCAGUGAAACUCCGUCUCAAGAACAAAAAAGGGAAGCAUAUCCUAGGUAACUUUAGGGAUAUGGGUAAUAAAUUUGAAAAUUUUAAAAAGGGAAGGCUAGGUAUGUUAGCUCUGUAAUGCCAGCACUUUGGGAGGCUGAGUCGUGAGGAUAGCUUGAGUCUGAAAGUUCAAGACCAGCCUGGGCAAUGGAGUGAGACACCUAUCUCUGCAAAUAAUAAUAAUUAGCUGGGCACGGUGGUACGUAGGUGUACCUCCAGCUACUUUGGAGACUGAAGUGGGAGAAUUGCUCAAGCCCAGAAGCCUGAGGCUGUAGUGAGCUGAGAUCACAGCAGUGUGCUACAGCCUGGACAACACAGUGAGACCCCAUCUCGUAAAAAAAAAAAAAAAAAAAAAGCAGGGGGAAAAGAAAAAGGAGAAAGGAAAGAGGAAGGGAGGGAAGGGAAGCGAUAAGGACCAGAAACAACUGUUAACCAAAGGGAAGAGGGGGAGCGAAGCCUGCAGGGUUCAGCACCUGGUUAUGUUACCUGGAAAAAAUGUGCAGUGAUCUGAUCUCAGCUGAGACAGACAAGGAGAAAACUGACCAGCAACCCACUGUUCUUGGUGGCCUUCGGAAAGGCCUGAUUCCCGAUCAACAGUUUAGAUCCCUUCCCAGGGGGAACGAAAGAAACGGCGCCGUGGCUCGCUCCUGUAAUCCCAGCACUUCGGGAGGCUGAGGCGGGCGGAUCACGAGGUCAGGAGUUCAAGACCAUGGUGAAACCCCGUCUCUCUGAAAAAAAAAAAAAGAAACUUCUUUUUGGGUAUGGGGGGAGUCCCCAUGAUUGCUACACUGUCUUCUCAUCUCCUCCAGAAAACAUCUUGGGUAUGGACUCGCUCUGUCACCCCAGGCUGGAGUGCAGUGCCACAGUCAUACGUCCUGGUGCGCUACCCUGCCCAGGUAAAUUUUUUUUUUUUUUCUUUAAGGUGGAGUCUUGCUCUUGUCACCCAGGCUGGAGUGCAAUGGCGUGAUCUCGGCUCAAUGCAACCUCCACCUCCUGAGUUCAUGCAAUUCUGCUGCUUCAGCCUCCUGAGUAGCUGGGAGUACAGGCAGCUGCCACCCAUGCCAAGAGAAUUUUUCUAUUCUUAGUAGAGAUGGCAUUUCACCCUGUUGGCCAGGCUGGACUUGAACUCCUGACCUCAGGUGAUCCACCCACCUCAGUUUCCCAAAGUGCUGGGAUUACAGGUGUGAGCCACUGUGCCUGGCCCCGGCUAAUUUUUAGAAUAUUUUUGUAGAGACCGGUCUUGCCAUGUUGGCCAGGCUUGGCUUGAUCCUCCUGGCUCAGCCUCCCAAAAUGCUGGGAUUACAGGUGUGAGCCACCUGGGGGUGGGGGGCAGAGCCUUGACGUUAUCGCCCAAAUUAUAGACUGUGACGCAUACAGGUUCUUGCCUGUUCUGGAGAGCUGCCUCUCGUUGUCUUGCUGGAACACGCCUCCCCUUUCCCUGUGACACCAAGUCCUGGAUCUGAAGGACAACAGUGCAGGGAGCUCUUCUCCCAGCCGCGCAAGACCAAACUUCUUGGCUGGGCAUGGUGGCUCAUGCCUGUAAUCCCAACAGUUUGGGAAACUGAGGCAGGUGGAUUGUUUGACGUCAGGAGUUCAAGACCAGCCUGGCUGACAUGAUGAAACCCCGUCUCUACUAAAAAUACAAAUAUUAGCUGGGCAUGGUGGCAGGUGCCUGUGAUCCCAGGUACUAGGGAGCCUGAGACAGAAUCUCUGGAACCCGGGAGGUGGAGGCUUCAGUGAGCCACGAUCACACCACUGCACUCCAGCCUGAGUGACAGAGUGAGACUCCAUCUCCAAAAACAAAACACCACACUCUGUCUGUAAGGUCGUUUUGCAUGAGGCCCUUUUAUUUUUUUAGACGGAGUUUUGCCCAUUGCCCAGGCUGGAGUGCAGUGGCGUGAUCUUGGUUCACUGCAACCUCUGCCUCUCGGGUUCAAGUGAUUCUCCUGCCUCAGCCUCCCGAGUAGCUGGGAUUACAAGCGUGCGCCACCACGCCUGGCUAAUUUUGGUAUUUUUAGUAGAGACGAGGUUUCACCAUGCUGCUCAGGCUUGUCUCAAACUCCUGACUCGGGUAAUCCACCCACCUCGGUCUCCCAAAGUGCUGGAAUUACAGGUGUGAGCUACCGCACCCAGCCACAUAUGAGGCCCCAUCACAGACCAUUCCCCUCGAGCAUCUACCAGUGCCCAGGCCCACCGAGGAAGCAGGGAGCAAGAACAGAGCAGGUCGAGUGGGUACGAUGGCUCACACCUGUAAUCCCAGCACUUUGGGAGGCUAAGGCAGGAGGAUCACUUGAGCCCAGGAGUUCAAGAUCAGCCUGGGCAACAUAGUGAGACCCCAUCUGCAAAGUUUUAAAAUGAGUCGGGCAUGGUGGUGUGUACCUGUAGUCCCACCUACAAGCGAGGUAGAGAUGGAAGGAUCACUUAAGCGCAGAUCAAGGCUGCAGUGAGCUAUGACCUUGCCACUGCACUCCAGAGCAAGACCCUGUCUCAAACAAACAAAAAGAAACAGAACCGACUGGGAGCAGUGUAAUCUCAGCACUUUGGGAGGGCGAGGCAGGUGGGCCACUUGAGUCCAGGAGUUUGAGACCAGCCCAGCCAACAUGGUGAAACCUGGUCUCUACUAAAAGCACAAAAAAGUAGCUGGGCAUGGUGGCGGGCACCUGUAAUCCCAGCUACUCAGGCUGAGGCAGGAGAAUCGCUUGAACCCGGGAGGCAGAGGUUGCAGUGAGCUGAGAUCGCCCCCACUGCACUUCAGCCUGGGCAACCAAGCAAGACCCCAUCUAAAAAAAAAGAAAGCAGGUAACCGCUGUCCGGGUGCAUAGUCUGAGACUGGACAGAAACUGAGGCAGGCUUGUUCCCGUUGUGUGAGGAGGAGCCAGGCAGGGGGUCCCAGCGAGAAAGCCAGGCUUUGAGGUCUGGGUUCAAAUCGAGCUUCACCCCUGCCAGCCUCUGUCUUACCGGUUUACCACGGGAAGAAAACGUGGUCCUGAAUUCCCCUGGAGCAUGUGCUACCCUCCUUGUCCACGAGGUGGCAGCAGCGGGCCCAGCCCCCCUCCGCCAUCUCCGUGGCCAUCUCUCCUGGCCUGGCCUGACCAAACCCAGCCCCAAUCUAAGAGUGGGACCUCAGAGCCAGGGACCCAGGCAUAGAGGGGUCCAGGGCUGGGGUCCCAGGUUCUGAAAUGCCAGGCUUAUAGGAGGUGGGGGACUGUCAGGCUCUUCCCUGGUGUCUUUAGCAGGUGGGAUCCACAGUGGGUUCAGUGGGACCAGGCGCAGUGGCUCACGCCUGUAACUCCAGCACUUUAGAAGGCUGAGGCUGGAGGAUAGCUUAAAGCCAGGAGUUCAAGACAAGCCUGGGCAACAUAGUGAGACCCUGUCUCUACAAAAAAUACAAAAAUUAGCUGGGCGUGGUGGUACAUGCCUGGGGUUCCAGCUAACUCAGGAGGCUGAGGUGGGAGUAUCCUUUGAGCCUGGGAGGUGGAGGUUUCAGUGAGCCGAGAUCGCACCACUGCACUCCAGCCUGAGUGACCGGGUGAGACCCCAUCUCAAGAAGAAAAGGGACAGCAGGUAACCCCUGUCCAGGUGCACAGUCUGGGGCUGGAGGGAAACUGAGGCAGGUUUGUUCCCAUUCUGUGCAGAGGAGCCAGGCUUUGGGGUCUGGGUUCAAAUCCAGCUUCACCUCUGGACCAAGUGAGACCCUAUCUCAAAAAGAAAAAAAAAAAAAAAAGCAGGCAGAGAAUAGAGACAGAGCGUCAGACAGCAAGAAUCCCAGAGGACAAAACAGACACAGAGGCAAAGGACUUGGGACACAGGUGGGUGGGGCAGGGACAGAGAGACCCCUGCAGAGGCUACAAGGUCAGGGCAGACGGGACAAGUGAUCAAAGACAGGUGGAAGAGUGGACGGAGAGGAAGCUGAAGGCUGGGAGGAGGCAAGACAGCCCUGCUCCUCCCCAGCCCUGGGGGUCUCGUCACCCCACUGCACAGAUGAGGCUCCUGGUGUCAAGGGGCGUGGAGAACAGGCUGACAGCACAGGCAGAGGGACCACAGCCCACGCCUGCCCAGCGCCGUCCCUGCGUCCAGCCCUGGGCUGCUCUUCACAGACGUCAGAACCGAAUGAGAUGGUCCCCGGCGGAGCCCAGGACGCCCGGACACCUGAGCUGAGCCUGUCCAGCAGAGCAGCGGAUGUGCGGAUGAUUCAGUGGCUGGCAGAAACCCCGCCCUGUGCCCCCACCAGUGUCAGUGGUGUUGGCAUCGGCUUGAGCAGAUGUGCGGGUUCGGGAUGGGGCGACCGCGGUGAGGAGCCCUGGACUCUCAGGCAGCCUCAUUUAAAGCCCAAAGUUAUUUGGAAAAAGCAACAGGACCAGCCGGGCGCGGUGGCUCACACCUGUUAUCCCAGCACUUUGGGAGGCCAAGAACCACAGGAGGCAACACCAGGAGCCAGCAUGAGCUCAGGGACUGAACUGCUGUGGCCCGGGGCAGCGCUGCUGGUGCUGCUGGGGGUGGCAGCUAGCCUGUGUGUGCGCUGCUCACGUCCAGGUGCGAAGAGGUCAGAGAAAAUCUACCAGCAGAGAAGUCUGCGUGAGGACCAACAGAGCUUUACAGGGUCCCAGACCUACUCCUUGGUCGGGCAGGCAUGGCCAGGACCCCUGGUGGACACAGCACCCGCAAGGAAGGACAAGCUGCUGCAGUUCUCCCCCAGCCUGGAGGAUCCAGCAUUUCCCAGGUACCAGAACUUCAGCAAAGGAAGCAGACACGGGUCGGAGGACGCCUACGUAGACCCCAUUGCCAUGGAGUAUUACAACUGGGGGCGGUUCUCAAAGCCCCCCGAAGAUGAUGAUGACAAUUCCUACGAGAACGUGCUCAUUUGUAAGCAGAAAACAACAGAGCCAGGUGCCCAGCAGGAGGACACAGGUGGCCUCUGUGGAGAACACAGUCCCUUGCCAGCUGUGAAGACUGGCCCCACCUCUGGUCCCUGUCCCUCUGUGCCCCUGGAAGAUGAGGAAUCUGAGGAUUAUCAGAACUCAGCAUCCAUCCGUCAGUGGCGAGAGUCCAGGAGGGCCAUGGGGCAAGUCCAGAGAGAAGCAUCCCCUGGCUUGGCCAGAAGCCCAGAUGAGGAGGAGGAAGACGGGGAACCGGAUUACGUGAACAGGGAGGUGGCGGUCUCAGAAGCCUAGGAUAGACCAAGAAGGAAGCAGGCAGGCUCAAUGCUAUCCCGAAACCAGUGGCUCUGUUCUCAGAACAAAAUACUGAUGAAGACAAGCCUCAUUCUACAAACCCUUUCUUCACUUAAGGAGCCAAGGCGAAGAGCCCAGGGGACCACUGUGCUCCCGGACCUGUGGCUGCCUUCCAAGGACCAUUUCCCAGAGCUACUCAAUUUUCAAGCCCACUGCAAUCACAGCUCCUGGCAGGAGCACCAGCCACCCUGAGGACCACCUGGCCAUGGACACAGCCCGGGAAGGGACAGUUACUCGUGGGAGCCGCAGCCCUGCCACCAAGCCAUCUCCUGGUCUGGGCUUUGCGGGGUGGGCACCUGGUGCCGAGGGUAACUGGCUCCAGGUGUGGACAGAUGGAUGCCCAGGAUUUAGGAUAAGCUGUCACCCUGUCCCCGUAACCAAAACCAUUCUCCAACACUGGUAUCCGUGUCCUUUUUUUGCUAUGAAUUUGGAUUCCUAAUUGCUGUUGUUGGUUGCUGGGGUUUUUAAGGAUAAGCUUGGACAGUUAACUUAUAGAGGGGGAGCCAUAUUUAAUAUUCUGGAUUUAGAGAUUUCUGUCUUGUCUCUUAGAAAGCAUUACAUGUAGCUGAUUUCAGCAUCCUGGGUAGGUGGGGCCCUGGCUGUUUCCCUAGUGGGGACCUCCCCUUCCUCUUUGCCUCAGUUCAUGUAGGAAGAAAUUAGGCUGUUGUUGUCUUUAUGAACUUCCAGUGGAAAUGUCACUUGCUAAGGACAAUAGUACAAGUUAAGAGUCCAGAGAGGCGCUGACCAGAACGGAGCAGAGCAGGGCCUCUCCACGGCCCCAGUCCUCUGCUCCAGGGCUGGCCUCUGCGGAGCUGACUGGAUGUGAUGUGACUCAUGGGAAGUGUGGGACCAAAAUGUCUCAAUAAAACCGUUUGUUUAAAA